This is a messenger RNA of Mytilus californianus (California mussel), 3293 nucleotides long. RefSeq names its product calcitonin gene-related peptide type 1 receptor-like. The record is from RefSeq and is a predicted model, not a curated record. Lineage: Eukaryota; Metazoa; Mollusca; Bivalvia; Mytilida; Mytilidae. Gene Ontology annotation, biological process: cell surface receptor signaling pathway; adenylate cyclase-modulating G protein-coupled receptor signaling pathway. Bases 362 to 1726 code for a protein of 454 amino acids. The transcript is spliced from 14 exons. Gene Ontology annotation, molecular function: G protein-coupled peptide receptor activity. Gene Ontology annotation, cellular component: plasma membrane.
AAUUAACAGAUAUGGUAAUAAAGAGAGGAAGUCAGAUGUCUAAAGAGGAUUGGUUUUAAUAAAGUUUAAACAGGAUACUUAUUAAUCACCAGAUAAUGACAUUUUCUAUGGCUUAAUAUCAACAUUACUUCACCCAAGGAACAAAUAUCAACUGAACUUACAGUCAGAAUUGAUUCAACAAAACAAUGAGGAUCAUUAUCUCUUUACAAAGGUUUAUUGGCUCCUGUAAAUGACGACAAUUGUCUUUGAACACCUAACAAUGAUUUCAAUGUCAUGUAAAAAAUUGGAAUGACAUUAUUUUUUACCACAACAUAUUAUGAAAUAUGAGCAUUAAAAUGGAACAGUAGAACAAGAUUUCAAUAUGGCAUACAAUGGAACCAUUAGUGACACGGAACAAUUGUCUUUCCAAGAAAUGAUGACGAAAGAAAUUUGGCAAAACUUUAUGAAAUGUAAUGAAACUGUUCUACAUAAACCAUAUCCGUCAGAUGGAUAUCUGUAUUGUAAUGCUACUUUUGAUGGGUAUGAUUGCUGGGACUAUGCUAGAGCAGGAACAAGAACAUAUGGUAAAUGUCCAGACUUCCUCAAACAUCAGUUUGGCCAUCACUUAGGAUUACCAUAUAAGGACUGUAACAUUGAUGGUACUUGGUAUAGACAUCCGGACUCUGAUAGAGUAUGGACAAAUUAUUCCCCAUGUUCGGAUACAGAGAAAGUUAGGAGAGCAGAAAACGUGCUGUAUGUUUAUUUUAGUGGUUACAGUUUGUCUGUUGUAUGCUUGGUCAUAUCCUUAUUGAUAUUUACUUGCUUCAGACAGCUGAAAUGUACAAGAGUGACAAUACAUAAGCAUUUGUUUAUAUCCUACAUCAUUACAGCCCUUCUGUGGAUAUCUUAUUAUGCUACGAGUUCGUUCGAUCCUCAAGUUUACGUAAAUAACCCGGUUUGGUGUCGGAUUAUACAUGUCCUUGCCCAGUAUGCAACAGUGUGCAAUUAUGCCUGGAUGUUUUGUGAAGGGUUUUAUCUACAUACCAUACUAGUUAUGACGUUCACCAGAGAAAAAAUACUAUUAAUAAUAUGUUAUAUAACUGGAUGGGGCAUACCAGUGCUUCCAAGUGCAAUCUAUUCAUUUUUGAGAUCAUCAAACCCAGUGAUUGAUAAGAAUUGCUGGCACAAAGAUACAUACUUGAAAUAUAUUUUCUCUGGUCCAAUUGCAGUUUCACUGAUUGUAAAUUUUAUUUUCCUUAUAAAUGUGCUGAGAAUUUUGUGCUCAAAGGUCAGAUCUAUGAACCAGCAAGAGUCCAAUCCAUUCAGACAGUCACUGAGAGCUACAUUGAUUUUAAUCCCCUUAUUAGGAGUCCAGUGUUUUGCAAUACCACUGCGACCUGACGAAAGUGAUGAGUAUGGACAAUAUAUUUAUGAUAUGAUAUCAGCUUUUCUAGCAUCAUUCCAGGGCUUUCUGGUGUCAUUGUUGUUUUGCUUUUUGAAUGGAGAGGUAUUAUUUUUGAUGAAAAAUCAAUAUGUUCUGGUUCGCCGACGUAUGAGUCGUACAGAGACUACAGGGAAAAGUUUCAUAUAUUCGGCCGUUCAACAAGCAGACGCAAAUGCAAAUAGAAAAAGAUCGAUUCAGUUGGCAAACCAAAAAAUAUACUGUAAACCUGAACUUACUGGAACAACUCAACAUCAGCAAUUAGAGGAUCAGCAUUAUAUUUUGGACCAGACAACAGAUGUAUGAAAUUUGUUUAAAAACAAAGUGCCUUUAAAGCAAAUAAACUACAAACUACAGCACUAUAAUGAAAUGCUAACUGUGCGCUUUACAAAUAAGUUAAAAUCAAGACAUUAUAGAAAAAUAUAUCUGCAGAGCACAUAUACAUACACAUUUGUCUAAUAUCGAGUUCGUAUCCUGCUGCUAUUCCGUCCAUAUCUACUAUAGAAGAUGAACCUGUAUCGUAACUUUAAAGAAUUUUAGACAAUUUAUAAAUAACAGGUCUGUCUGAUUUUGCUUCAUGAUUUACCUUUUAUAACUUGUUUUCUUGUAAAACUCAUUGCAACCCUCUAUUCAGUAAAACAGAUGUACAGAAAUGUAAUUUUAAUCAUAUUUAAGGAUUGUUUUAGACAUGAAUUAUUUUAUAAGUUGGUGGGGCGGGGAAGUUAAAGAAAUUUUGACAGAACAUUCGUUGGAAAGAAAUGUCCUCCACUCAGAAAAUAUUAGCGUUCAUCUCCACCCCGAUAAGAGAAAUUUGAAAAUUACUGCAUUUUUUAUAUUAACAAGAUGUCAAGUUAUCCACAAAUAAACUGCGAGUUGCCAUUUUGAAAUUUAUAACAUAGUGACCGAUAAAACGAAUUUUAAAAGAAUAAAUUGCAAGUUUCUAUGAUCUUGGUUAAAAAUCACGUUGCACUGAGAUAGAGUGUUCGAGGAAACAUGGUGAUGAUUAAGAGAUAACUGUAUUGUAUUUGAAGCUUUGCGGACGUCCAUCGGUAGUUUUACUGUCGCAAAUUGAGUUUACCUGGCGACGCGUAGCAACCCUCUAUUCAGUAAAACGCGUAGGAACCCUCUAUUCAGUAAAACAGAUGUACAGUUAUCUCUAUUCUAAUGCAAAAUAAACAAAUCAUUCAAUUUUAGUCAUUAUUUCAUUGUAAAAUUUUCACUAAACGAAAAUUCCGCGAAAUCAUAUUAUCUUCUUUGGCGCCUAAACUAGGUGACGUCAUAGGUAUGCUUCCGGCGUCAAACGUAAACACCGGGCGUUUUCUGGCUACUUGUCCGCCUCAAAAUGUAAUAAAAUUUGAUAAAAAAAAGAUUUCUAGGUGUAAAAUGUGAGUUUUUUGGCGUUUUAUUGGAGAAAUUACAUGUCAAUACAUUCCAGAAUUCAAAAUGUCGGCCUCCUUAGUUACAGACAGGGAGAUAGAGAAUUUUACGCUUAUUGUCAUCCAAUCAAAACCAUUGAUACAAAAUAAUUGCAUUAUAAUUAAUACUAAUUGUAAGUAUGCAGUAUGAUAUAUAUGACAAAGAUGAUUAUUCGAAGGAAAAAAAUCAUUUAACUGUUGUUCUUGUUAAACUGCAUUGUUUUUCUCGGACUUUACUAGGAUUGUGGUUAUAACAUACUGUCCUAUGAGAAGCAAGGGCACAAUAAACUGUUUCAAUACUCCAUAUUUAUAUAUUUGAAUAUACCUAUACAAAGAGGAAUACUUUGACAAUAACAUAGUUAUGUAAUUUAAAUAAUUAACAUGUUUACAAUAUAUAUACUAUGGUGUUAAGAAUAAUCUACAUAUUCAUGUUACAACAUAAAUAUAUACAAAAUGAA